AGAAGAGAGAGCGAGAAGAGAGGAACAUGACGAAACGGCACCUCGGAGGACGGACAAACUAUAGGCUGAGAGACGGACGGACAGUCAGUCGCCUUUCCUCCUCCUCCUCCCCCCCCUCCUCCUCCUCCUCCUCCUCCUCCUGCUCGCUGACGGCUUGACUGACACACACGCAGGCGCCUGGCACAGACGGGGGACAUACAUGCACAUCAUUCACUUUUUGGUCGCAAACACGCAGGCUGCGCAUCCGCCAAUUGGGCAGCGGAGAUCCACGGCGGCUGAGGGAGGGCAUCGCAUGUCCAGCCCGGCCAGGAAUCACUGUGACCCCGACGGGAAGGAGUUCGACUUGACAGGAUGGGGGGAGUAAGUGAGGGAGAUGAUGUGUUGGCUCGAUGGAGUGAUGGACUGCUGUACCUCGGCAAUGUGAAAAGAGUAGACGGAGUCAAGCAAUGUUGUCUGGUGAGAUUUGAGGACAACUCAGAGUUCUGGGUACUGAGGAAGGACAUUCACUCGUUCGCCGCUGGAGUGGAAGAAGUUUGCUGUAUUUGUGACGCUCCGCCUCUUAAAGAACCCCUCAUAAAUUGUCUUAAAUGUCGCCACGGUUAUCACGCAGAGUGCCACACACCAACCAUCGAACCGGAAGCUGACAGCGACUCGUGGAUAUGUCGGCAGUGUGUCUUUGCAGUCGCAACCAAGAGAGGCGGGGCCCUUAAGCGGGGACGCUUCGCCCGGCUCAUGCAGUUCAUGAAACUCCGACUCCCGUACCAGCUGUCGUCUUUAGACUGGGACCCGCAGCACCUGACCAAUCAGCAGCAGUGUUACUGCUACUGUGCCGGACCUGGAGAGUGGAACCUGAAGAUGCUGCAGUGCGGAGGCUGUGGUCAGUGGUUCCACGAGGCCUGCACACAGUGUCUGACCAAGCCACUGCUGUAUGGGGACAGGUUUUAUCAGUUCCAGUGCUCUUUAUGUACAAAGGGACCAGAGACCAUCCAAAGACUACCCAUGACCUGGGUGGAUUUGGCUCAUUUAGUGCUCUACCAUCUCUCGCUGUGCUGCAAGAGGAAAUACUUUGAUUUUGACCAUGAAAUCCUGUCCUUCACCAACGAGAACUGGGACUCAUUGCUCCUAGGCGCGCUCUCCGACACGCCGAAGCAGGACCGCUGUCACAAUCUCCUCAACGCCCUGAACUCCCACAAGGACAGGUUUGUCUCUGGGAAGGAGAUCAAGAAGAAGAAGUGUCUCUUCGGGCUCCAGGUCCGAGCCCCGCCUCCGCUGACGUCCGACUCGUCCCCCCUCAUCACUGAGCCCCCGAUCAACAUCACACACCGGAGAAGCCCGCUGUCACUGCCCUGCCAGAGGAGAGCGGGGGGGCCGGAGUCACGUAAAUCAAAGCGUCGCAUCAUAGAGACACAGGCUUGUCAACCUCCAGUCGCUGCCAACCCCAUUGAGCUGCUGCCAUGUUGCCAUGGUUACAUGGGAGGGGCUAACCUUUACAACUCCAGGAAGUCAGAGGAGGAGCUCAACCUGAGCUCUCCUCCCAAACGCAUGUACGGCCGGUACCACACCGCCUACAAUGGAAACACUGCACUCUCCAGGAAUCUCCAUCACUACAACAGCACGGAGGACACCUGCAGGUUACCACCACCAUGCUUGCCGUACCCCCUCAGUUCCAAUGGCAGCCAUCACCACCACCACCACCACCACCACCACCACCAGCAGCAGCAGCAGCAGCACCAUCACAGCCACCAACACAACCACCAGCACCAGCAGCAGCCGGGGCAGAAGCAGCUGGAGCCGCUCAUCCUUCGCGAUCUGCCUCCCUACCAGGCCGGCGGCGGCACAGGGGGUGGCGUGGACGGAGGAGGAGGAGGAGGAGGAGGAGGAGGAGGGGGCGGCGGGACAGUGGCCAGGAGCUGGGGCGGAGGGGAGGCAGUGAGGAUCUUGGCGAGACGCGUCACACCGGACGGGAAGGUCCAGUACCUCGUGGAGUGGGAGAACGUGAGUUUGUACUGAGAGUGAACACGGAGCGCAAUGACUGUUUUUGCAGCUGCCACAGGAAUACUGUGGAUGUGAUGCGUGGCAGUGUUUGAAGUACAAACAAGACUGAAAUGAAGAAAAAAAUAAUAAUAAUCCAUACACGUUGCAAAAUCCAGGUUGCUCCCAUAAGUAUCACCUCUACUCUACAUCAUUAUAACCUCACUACUCGUUACUUAAUGUCCCUCUUUGCUAGUGUUUUCUCUGAUAUUUGUACUGUUAACUUUGGAAUAUGCCUUUGCAUUUAUCAUGUUUUGAAGUGUUGAGAGAAAAUAUUUAGGCCUCCCGAUGAUUUGUCAAUGUGUGGGUCACAUCAAAAAACUAUCCUCCUAUCUAAAUUUACAGUAAGGUUUAUGCGCAACGGUAUUGUACCAGAAAUUAAAGGGGGGGGGGGGGUAAUUACUGCUUUUUCAUUUCUAAAUUUAUAAUAAGUUACCACAAAUAAAACAAUAAACUCCCAUUGAUCGCCAUAAUAGACAACAUGCUGCUAAUAUAAAGAAAUAGUUUGAUAUUCAUGCUUAUUUGCCUUCUGAUAUGAUACCACUUUCAUGUCUGUGCAGUAAAUAGAAAGGGACAGUUCAGCUCAGCAUGAAGACUGGAAUGGAUGUAGGACAAACAACUGGCCAAAGGUUAAAAAAACAACAACAUAUAUAUGAGAUUAAAAUGUUCACUGCCUCUACAGUUUUCGUUUUUAUAUCUAAAAAAUGACAAGUUGUAUUUUUAUAAGGGGUUCUGUGGUGGAAAAGACCAGUAAGCAACUGUGGCUACCAAUGAAACAGCCGUAGCUGUUUCCCCCUGAUUCUAGUCUUUCUGUUAAGCUAAAUGUCUCAAACUGUAGCCUCAUAUUCAAUGCACAGACAUGAGAAAGCAAAUGAACAUAUUUACCAAAAUGUGGAAGAGGUUUUUUUUUAAUCAUUAUAUAAGGAGAAAAACAAGUAGUGUUUUUAAAAGAGGGCAAAAACAUUUUGAAAUUGAAGUAAUUUACAAUUCAAUGUAAAAAUAAAUUGGGUAUGAAAUGCAUUUGAAUUAUAUAACGCAUUACGUAACACAAAGAACCGAGUUCGCAUUAAUUUGACGAUUUGCAAGUCAAAAGAUUUAAAGAAGUGAAGGACAGAAACUAACUGCAUUUUGGGGAGAAAAAAAAAGCAAAUUUCAUUGUGCUUUUCCAGCAUUUUAAUCACUACACUCUCUACUGUAUAGUGUUAUUAUCAUUUAAAUUUCUACUACCAUGAUAAUCUGUAGGUGUCUAAAAUAGGUUUUUUUUUAUUAACCAAAUUUAGUCCAAUUAGUCUUGACACCGAGAUGAUUAAAUGGCCGGACUCAAAUGACCAAAUUACAACAAAGUGGGUACUUUAAAUGAAGGGGGCGGCUCGUGAAAAAACGGCAACCUUUUAUUGUCCAGGAAGAGACAGAGACAGAGCAGAGCUACCAGUCUGGUGUUGGUUGAUGCCUUGCUGGAGGACACUGUAACAGUGGAGGUUUAUCGAUGUAGUCCAUUUUAACUUUGGCUCCAAUCAACGACAAAUUCUCCGGGGGUUUUUUCAUAUUUUGUUCUCAUCGCAGUAUGUUAAUAAAAGAUUGUAUACAUGUUAUGAAGAGGUUACUUAUUCCUUACGUUAGAUUUUGUCACACAUAAUUUACAUUUAGACUAUUACACGUAUUAGAAAUAGGAGCCACAAGAGGGCUUUUGUUUUAUAGAUAGAAUUAUAUAUUCACAAUAUAUUGCUAUGAUCUAAUAACUUUUUAUUUUAUUUUUUAUUUGUUGACGUGGUUGCAUAGUGCCUACGUGGGUUGUGUACCCGCCAAUAGCCCAAUCAGAUGACACAUGGCCAUGUUGCUACAAAGCAAGAGGAUGGCUCAUUAUCAGUUCACAGAUACAACCACGUGGGUAAAUGACAAACAGUUAUAGAGCGAGUUUUUGAUUAUAACAGGACUGUGAUCUAACUGUACAUUCCAAACUAAUGACACACACACACACGCGCGCACACACAAAAGAAAUGACUCUAUAUGUUGCUGAAAUGUCUAUUUGAAGUCAUCAUAAUCGAAAUUAUUUUGAUAGAGUGCGUUUAUUUUGGUGGUCGUUUUUUCUUUGUUGUGUGUUGAAUGAGUUUGAUCCUUUGCGUUCAAAGUUACAGUACAGGUGAAAAAGACACUGACGGGUCGUCUGAACUUCGAACCCGCAGUCUUUCGUUUUUAAAAGUGCACGGUGACAACGUGGCCGGGGGUCCGGACCGAUCGUGUCCCUUCUCCUCGGGUGGGUGUUUAGAGAGCAGACGUUGUUCGGAGUUUAUUUUAUCUUUCGUAAGUUGGAUUUUAUCUGCGCGCAAACUUGCAAGUCACAUAAAUCUAGAAAAAAAAACAACAACUGCGGUGCAAGUUUCAGAGUUUAUAUUUUAUACAGAGGUUUAUUUCAAGCAAAUCUGCUCAGAUAAAACUCACAGGACAUACACAUUCGUCAGUGUUAUCUUGGGGGAGAGACUGUACUACUGGUUUGGUUGAGUACAAACAAAUGACAAAUACAGCAUUUAUAUGGUUAUUCAAACCUCUCCGAUUUUAUUUAAACACAAACCUAUCUGUUGAAUCAUCUCCCGUGCCACCCACGUGUGCUUCAGGCCAGCGAAAUGACGUUGGGCUACAAGUUUCGUCAUCUUCCUCGGUGACUAUUUGACGGUGGUUUAUUAGGGAGGGGUGUGUUGAAACCUUAGGGCGAUGGUGAUGAAUGUAUUUGUGUGUUUUUUCUAUGGUAUGUCCAUACCCGUCAAGUGCUUGUUAUAGGUUGUGCUAUUAGGUGGAACUCAACCAGAUUAGUUGAAGACAAAGUAGGAGGAAACAAAGACAUCCAACAUUGAGGAACCGACGUUUAAUUCGGGGAGAGGUGGUCUUCUUUUUUCUUUCCUUUUUCUGAUUAGUAGUCGAGUCCAAGUUCAAUUUGAUGUAUUUUUGGAAAAAUUACGUUUGUACAUGUAUAACUCUGCAUUGACACACCUAAUAUGUAACAUGAAUAAUAAAAAAAAGGAAAAGUUUCACCUCA
Scophthalmus maximus (turbot) is the source of this 5062-nucleotide messenger RNA. It is a transcript of the gene phf1, whose product is annotated as PHD finger protein 1. Gene Ontology annotation, cellular component: nucleus. The coding region runs from base 352 to 2010 and encodes 552 amino acids. The record is from RefSeq and is a predicted model, not a curated record. Gene Ontology annotation, molecular function: DNA binding; chromatin binding. Lineage: Eukaryota; Metazoa; Chordata; Actinopteri; Pleuronectiformes; Scophthalmidae. Gene Ontology annotation, biological process: chromatin organization; regulation of DNA-templated transcription. The transcript is spliced from 16 exons.